AUGGCUGGUGCCGUGGUCUCAAAACGAAGUGCGAGACAGUUCCUCGAAGACGAGGGCGGCCAUCCCGCAGAACAUCCCACCUACCACCCCGCGAGACGUAACUCGAAGCAAGACGAUCCCAUUCCUACUGAGAUGGCCGACAAGUACCAAAUCAAGGGCCCUUCGCGGCAAGGAUCACGCGAGUCUGUGGCCGGCUCCGACUCUACAAUGGAGAUUACCAUACAGCAGCAGAUCAUGAUGAAGGCGAUGGAAGACGAAUCCCAAACGCCUGCUACUACUGGAGAGAAGACGCUGGCCAGGCGCGAAGAUGGGCUUCUCAAGGUCAACGACCUGUCGAAGUCCCCCCUGGCCUCGCCCAUGUCCCCUGGCAUUGAGCGAGUCUUGCCUAUUGACGGACGCCCCAUCAACUUUGGCGUUGUUGUCCCUGGAGUCUACCGAAGCAGCUACCCCAAGCCCGAGGAUUUUGGCUUCAUCCGCAAUCUUGGCCUCAAGUCAAUCGUUACUCUUGUCCAAAAGGACGAUGUUGAUGAGCCUUACACUGCUUUCAUGUCAAGCAACGGUAUUCGUCACCACGUCUUCAACAUGAAGGGUACUAAGAAGGAGGCCAUUCCUAUCCGUACGAUGAAGUCAAUUCUCCGGCUCGUUCUGGAUCGACAGCACCAUCCUCUGCUCAUUCACUGCAACCACGGCAAGCACCGCACUGGCUGUGUUGUUGGCGUGGUCCGCAAGGUGACUGGCUGGGAGCUCAACACCAUCAUCGAUGAGUACCGGGCAUAUGCCGAGCCCAAGAUCAGAGACUGUGACGUUAAGUACCUCACCGACUUUGAUCUCUCAGAUCUCUCCAACCUUUUUGUCCACGAAGCGAACAUGCGGUUUCGGAUCCGGCACUUUAUGAGAGUGACGCUCUUCACUGUCUUUGUCGUCUUCGUCUGGUUCAUCUCGGGGCAUAGAAUGCAGACGACAGCCAGACGCGUCAAAGAAGUGAAAUAA
Molecule: messenger RNA, 990 nt
Organism: Colletotrichum phormii
Lineage: Eukaryota; Fungi; Ascomycota; Sordariomycetes; Glomerellales; Glomerellaceae
Product: tyrosine phosphatase
Exons: 3
Coding region: 1-990 (329 amino acids)
Biological process (GO): protein dephosphorylation
Cellular component (GO): cytoplasm
Molecular function (GO): inositol diphosphate tetrakisphosphate diphosphatase activity; phosphatase activity
Source: RefSeq, a predicted model, not a curated record